Molecule: messenger RNA, 1356 nt
Organism: Vanrija pseudolonga
Lineage: Eukaryota; Fungi; Basidiomycota; Tremellomycetes; Trichosporonales; Trichosporonaceae
Gene: sec9
Product: Protein transport protein sec9
Exons: 3
Coding region: 260-1276 (338 amino acids)
Biological process (GO): vesicle fusion; exocytosis
Cellular component (GO): SNARE complex; plasma membrane
Molecular function (GO): SNAP receptor activity; syntaxin binding
Source: RefSeq, a predicted model, not a curated record
CCCACGACUCUUUCAACACUCAUUGCACAACUGUCACCACCGCAACUCGCACGACUCUCUUCACUGUACCACACCCCCCAUCGCAUCACAACUCACGCACUCCACGACACACACACGCACACCACCACUUGUAGCUUUUCAUCCGUCCGCCUUCUGCCCGCAUCUCACUCCCCGUGCCCCCGCCCACACCCGCUUGGUCCCCUUUCCACCGCAUCACACUACUACUUGACACUACCACCUUAAUACCUCUUCAUCCACCAUGGGCUUUUUCAAGAAGAAGUCGGGCCUCACUAUCCCCCCUGUUGCGCCUACCGAGGGCCAGCAGCAGCGCGCGGUCGCACACGACCCGUACGCUGCGCGCGCCGCCCCCGCCCGCCGUGACCCGUACGCUUCGGCCGGCGGCGACCCCUAUGCCACCGGGGGCGACCCGUACGGCGCUGCACCCGGCCCCCGUGCCGCCGCUGGCGCUGGCGCUGAUGACGAGGACGCGAGCCGCAAUGCCCUGUUUGCCGGGUACAACCCCGGCGCGACGCAGGUGCAGGCCCAGCGCAAGUGGGGCUACGAGGGUCGCGAGACCGAGGAGGACUUCAACGAGGACGAGGAGAUUGAGGGGAUCAAGCAGGAGAUAAGGCAGACCAAGCAGGACUCGCUGGCGAGCACUCGCAACACGCUGCGCCUCGCCCGUGAGGCGGAGGAGAAUGCCCGUGGCACAAUUGGCCGCCUCGCUGACCAGUCUGAGCGCCUCGCCAACUCGGAGCGUUACCUCGACAUUGCAAAGGCCAACUCGCAGCGCGCAGAGGACCAGGCCGCGCACCUCAAGCAGCUCAACAGGAGUAUCUUUGUGCCCGUGGUCACGUGGAACAAGGACCAGAAGCGUGCCCAGCAGGAGCAGAAGAUCCUCGACCGCCACAACAUGGAGCGCGACGACCGUGCCAAGGCGCUCCUCGACGUGCAGGACACGCGCCGCCGUCUCAACGCCGCCGCCAACGAGGGCUACAGCUCGCGCACGCCCGUUGCCGGUGCGCAGAAGGCGCGCCGCGAUGCCCGCCAGCGCUACCAGUUUGAUGCUACGGCAUCCGACGACGAGCUCGAGAAUGAGCUCGACGAGAACCUCGACGAGACGCACGAGAUUGCCAAGCGUCUCAAGAACCUCGCCACGGCCAUGGGCACCGAGGUUGAGAAGCAGAACGGCCGUAUCGGCCAGAUUACAGACAAGACGGACAACCUCGAGUACAAGGUCAAGCUCAACACUACCCGUCUUGCCGCCAUCAAGUAGGCAUGCAGCAUGUUGUGCGCUGUUCCGUAGACUUUUUUUUAUUAAUCGUGUAUACAAGUGAUAUGUGAUGUUUGUUUCCC